Messenger RNA from Macrosiphum euphorbiae (potato aphid), 759 nucleotides. The record is from the annotation of a GenBank genome assembly. Lineage: Eukaryota; Metazoa; Arthropoda; Insecta; Hemiptera; Aphididae.
AUGCUAUUUUUCGGCGCUAUAAAGAAAACGUCGGCAGUCACGUCUAUCGUGUUGAGCACAAACGGGCUUGGAUUGCUGUGCAUGUUACUGAGAAGAAUGGCGUUUGUGAGGGACACAGUUAGAUGUUACAACAGCUUGUCCGAAUGGCCAGUGGAAAUGCCGGUACGAAAAUCGUCAAUUGUAAUUCUGUACGCCAGCACAGUGGCAGUACUAAUUGAAUUCGUCGGAGAUAACAUCGAUAGACGCAUGAAAAACAAGCCCAUGAACUUGGACAACAUUACUACAUAUGCGUUUUUGGGCUUCGAAAUGCAACUUAUUCACACGUUCCACGUGAUUGGUCGGUUGUACAGCGAUUUAAACGACUACGUCGAGUCGGGCCUAAUCGACGACUUGGAACGGAUACGUCAAUCUCGAAAAAGGAAUCUCGUGUUGUACACUUUUUGCAAAAAAUUCAAUUCUCACUACAACAUAGACUUGAUCAUACUGUUGUCGUGCUACCAACUAUACGUGCUGUUGGUGUUGUUUAAGCUCAUGAAUAACAUGGCCACGAGUAUUGGAACGGAAAAUUUUUCUUACAACUUUGUAAACCUGAAAGUUAUUAUCAGAAUAAUACGUAUGACAAGAUUAUUUGUGGUUUUUAUUUACCUAAUAGAGUCAAGUUCUUAUUUACACAACAAGAGCGUUUUUACAUUUUAUCAUAUACUACGCAAUAGAGUGAAUUGUCUGAAGCAUCAAACCAAAGAACAGGUAACUUAUUAA